UCACACCCUCGACAGCUGUUUGUCUUCACUGAUGGAGAGGUGGGAAACACCAAAGAAGUUAUUGACCUUGUUAAGAAGAAUUCAUGCUCCCACAGAUGUUUUUCCUUUGGGAUCGGAGAAGGAGCCAGCUCUGCUCUCAUCAACGGGAUGGCCAAAGAGGGAGGAGGUCACGCUCAGUUCAUCACUGGGACUGACAGGAUGCAGCCAAAGGUGAUGCAGUCACUCAGGUUUGCUCUGCAGCCUGCGGUGGAGGAUAUUUCUGUCUCUUGGGAUUUACCAAAGGGAGUGUCUGCCACCAUUCUCUCUCCUCCCAUUACAACAAUCUUUCAGGGUCAGAGGUCACUGAUUUAUGCUCAACUUACAGGACAGAGUUCAGAGACAACAGAGGGCAGUGUGACGGUGAAGUUUAGCUUGGCAGGUCAUCCCUCAAAUAACCAGCUCCACUUCAGCCUAAAACCUGCAGAGGAUUCUGGGUAAAACUCCU
Cyprinodon variegatus (sheepshead minnow) is the source of this 484-nucleotide messenger RNA. Its product is annotated as von Willebrand factor A domain-containing protein 5A-like. The transcript has 5 exons. The record is from RefSeq and is a predicted model, not a curated record. Bases 148 to 477 code for a protein of 109 amino acids. Lineage: Eukaryota; Metazoa; Chordata; Actinopteri; Cyprinodontiformes; Cyprinodontidae.